This is a messenger RNA of Morone saxatilis (striped sea-bass), 1950 nucleotides long. RefSeq names its product cytosolic 5'-nucleotidase 3-like. The transcript is spliced from 9 exons. NCBI's taxonomy places the organism in Eukaryota, Metazoa, Chordata, Actinopteri, Moronidae. The record is from RefSeq and is a predicted model, not a curated record. Gene Ontology annotation, cellular component: cytoplasm. Gene Ontology annotation, molecular function: 5'-nucleotidase activity; magnesium ion binding. The coding region runs from base 135 to 1004 and encodes 289 amino acids.
GGCAGCGGAACCGUUCAGGCUGUGAUUCUGUCGUGCACAUAGCAACACAAACGUUAAAUCAACGCACACUGACAACCGAUGACACGUCUUCUGGUCAAAAUAACCUCAACGGACCGGCGACCGAUUUAAAGAAAAUGAUUCCACAGUUGUCCAACCCGUCGGUGUGCAUGAGGGACCCUCAGAGGGUGCAGGAGAUCCUACAGUCCAUGGUGAAGGCUGGCUCCAACACCGUGCAGGUGAUCUCCGAUUUUGACAUGACCCUAACAAGAUUUGCGCACAAUGGCAAAAGGUGCCCCACCUGCCACAAUAUUCUUGACAACAGCAAACUUAUCUCCAGUGACUGCAAAGAAAAGCUGACGGAGCUGCUCAACACGUACUACCCUAUAGAGAUCGACUCUUCACGGUCAAUAGAGGAAAAGCUGCCCCUUAUGGUUGAGUGGUGGACUAGAGCCCAUGAACUACUGGUACAACAGGAGAUUAGGAAAGACCUGCUGGCCGUGGCCGUGCGGGAGUCUGAUGCCAUGCUGAGGGAGGGCUACCAGCUGUUCUUUGAUCACCUGCAUGAGCACAGCAUCCCUCUGCUCAUCUUCUCUGCUGGAAUAGGAGACAUCCUAGAAGAGGUUAUCCGCCAGGCUGAUGUCUUCCACUCCAACGUCAAAGUCUUCUCCAACUACAUGGACUUCAAUGAGUCUGGAGUGUUGAAGGCUUUCAAGGGGGAGCUGAUCCACAUCUAUAAUAAAAGGGAAGGUGCGCUGCUCAACACUGGCCACUUCCAAGAGCUGCGGACGCGGCCUAACGUGCUACUGAUGGGGGACUCUCUGGGAGAUCUCACCAUGGCUGAUGGGGUGCAGGACAUGGAAAACAUCCUCAAGAUUGGGUUCCUCAAUGACAAGGUGGAGGAGAGGAAGCAAUCAUACUUGGACUCAUAUGACAUUGUGUUGGUAAAAGAUGAGACCUUGGAAGUCCCUAACGCCCUUCUGCUCUACCUCACUGGCAAUAAGUGAACUGAGAAUUGAGAAUACCACUGGCUGUUUGGUAUUGGACACUCCAGGUCACCAGCUGAAGAGGCCCCUGCUCAGAAAGUGCCAGUUAAACGCUUACAGACAAGAAUGUGUCGUCAUUAUUUUUUUAUUUUACAAAAUUAUUUGCAAGCUCACGCACACCACCUUACCCUCUUACAUCUUUGUCCAUUGGAUUUCUUCUCUUGUUUAACGGUUUAACUACUUUUGGACCAUACUGUAUGUGAUGGAAGCCAGAUACCUACUGUGCAGUAUGUAAAGUGUAUGAUUGGUGUUGUCAGACAGUUUUUGGUCUUCAUAUGUAGGAUGUCAUGAUUAAGGGAAAGAAUAACGCACAACAUAAAUGGCAGCACAUGACUGCAUUCGGUUUGAAACGGAUAUCGAGCCUCUUACAAUAAAACUUGAAUUUAUAGCUCAUUUUAACCUGAAACUACGGUUUAACAUUUUAUUGGUGUCAAGUCUUCCAGUUUUUGGUCAUAUUGUCAAUCAUGAAAACUAUUGUUUUUCUUGUGUAACACCACGGUGCUACUUUAUAUAAGUAUGAGAUAUAAGAGUAAAAUAAAUAUGUUAACAUGAGUAAAACAUAAAUAUGUCACUGAAAGGUGAAAGUGUUUGUAAGAACUAACUGCUACCUCAGAAGUGUUACGGUAUUAACGUUAAAUAACGGGGUUUUGUUAGUAUUUUGAAUGAUUUCACCUUUACUGUCAUUUUAACCAAGGUUUAGAUAAAGAUCGAUUCAAAAUGUUCACACAGCAACAAACAAAAGCUUCCAAAAAACAAGGAUUAACACAAUAUCCAAAAACAACUUUUGUCUGUUAUUGUGUGCCACACGCAGUCAGGUCAUGCAUUUUUUUUGUCUUUACAAAGUCAUUACCUUUUCAUAUGUUCCAGCUUGUCUGAAAUAAAAUGUGGUUUCACCCGUUUCUCAUCA